Aethina tumida (small hive beetle) is the source of this 1482-nucleotide messenger RNA. RefSeq names its product proteasomal ubiquitin receptor ADRM1. Gene Ontology annotation, biological process: ubiquitin-dependent protein catabolic process. Gene Ontology annotation, cellular component: proteasome regulatory particle, lid subcomplex; cytoplasm; nucleus. Gene Ontology annotation, molecular function: proteasome binding; ubiquitin binding; endopeptidase activator activity. The transcript has 8 exons. The coding region runs from base 169 to 1359 and encodes 396 amino acids. The record is from RefSeq and is a predicted model, not a curated record. Lineage: Eukaryota; Metazoa; Arthropoda; Insecta; Coleoptera; Nitidulidae.
CAACGCUGGUUCGGUUACUGAAAUUUUGCUGUCAGUCCGCGUUAGUUAAUAGUCAGAUCAAACUUAAUUUCUGUUAAUCAUUUCACAAAUAUUCGUGUAACUACAAAAUUUUCGGUUGCUUUCACUUAGUUAACGUUGUAUUUGGAAAGUUGAAAGAAAACUACGAGAAUGCCUGCUGGAGGAGCUUUAUUUGGAAGUUCAGCUGCUGGACCAGGGUCUACAGAGGGUAACAAACACCUGGUCGAGAUGAGAGCAGGAAAAAUGAACUUGAAAGGACGUAUGGUGUACCCAGAUAAACGUAAAGGAUUAUUGUAUGUGUAUCAAAGUCAAGAUUCCUUAAUGCACUUCUGCUGGCAGGAUCGUAAUACAGGAAAUGUGGAAGAUGAUUUAAUAAUUUUUCCUGAUGACUGUGAAUAUGUCAAGGUACCACAGUGUACAACUGGCAGAGUGUAUUUGUUAAAAUUUAAAUCAUCUAAUAGAAAAUUUUUCUUCUGGCUUCAGGAGCCAAGAUCUGACAAGGAUGAAGAUAACUGCAAAAGAAUUAACGAAUUACUAAACAAUCCGUCAAGUGCCGUACAAUCGUCGCAAAAUCAAGAUCAGGAUUUGCAGUCUUUGCUAAAUAAUAUGUCUCAAUCGCAGUUGAUUCAAUUAUUUGGAAGUGGCGUAGGCCAGAUGGGCGGCCUUUCAAGUUUGCUUGGCACUAUCAGAGGCCCUAAUAAUGGAAGUGCUCGCACAAGUACAACUCCAGCAAUUACUCACCGUACUGUACCUAGUACACCAACGACCAAUACUCCCACUACGCAAAAUACGCCAACGACCCCGCAAACAACGCCGGCGCCAACAGUUGUGCCCAAUGCCCCUAGGGUGCAAAGACAUACCGGUAUGACAGAAGGAAGUCCAAUUCAGCUGUCGGAUUUGCAGAGUUUCCUGCAAGGCAUGACGCCAACUAGUGCCACCAACGUCCAGCAGUCAGUUGAUUUAUCCACUGCUUUAACAACUGAAACUUUAUCAGGAGUUCUUAACAAUCCGGAAGCUCUUCAGCAACUUCAAAGUCAUUUACCACCAGUGGAUAGUAAUACACAAGAAGCAUUGAGAUCCACUUUAGCAUCUCCUCAAUUUCAACAAGCUGUUUCACAAUUUUCUAGCGCUUUAGAAUCUGGCCAACUGGGCCCUGUAGUGUCUCAGCUCUCUGUUAAUCAGGAUGCAGUUUUGGCUGCUUCUGAAGGUAACAUGCAAGAUUUUGUAAAAGCUUUGGAGAAGUCUACUGCAGAUGCGUCAUCAGGGUCCUCAGAAACGGACAAGAAUAAUACGAAGAAAGACCCAAAAAAAGAUGAUGAUGAACAAAUGCAACUGGAUUGAGUAAUUUCCACUAGCAGUUUAUAUGCUUAGCGUAUUAUUAUUUACAACGGCUUUCAGGUUAAUUAGUAAUUAUUGGAACAAUUUAUAAUACUUUAAUUUGAAUAAAUCACAAGCAUGACAAAA